GAGGUAGGAAUUCUAACCGAGUCGAAUGGUACGGACAUCGCCGACAGAGACCGCAAACACGGAGCACUCCUUUUAAACACGGUCUUAUGACUGGAACCCGCUCAAUCAGCUGGCUACUCAAGGAGCGGACAGGAGUAGCCAACAAACACAAGGACAGGAGAAGUGAGAGGGACAUACGCGCACACAAGCUCCCCAGUGACAGUGAUAGCAGACGUUUGUGGACAUCGGAUAUUUGGCGAUAACUGCCUGGAAUUGGAACGGAAAACCAAAAUAAUUGUAGUCUUUCUCUGUACCUGUCUUCAUUUACAUUACAUUUCCAGGUACAUUUACAUUACACUUCCAGUGACCUCAUCACUGCGGACCCGCCCACUCUGACAUCAUCAGCUCUAUUUUUACCUUUGACCCUGCACCUCCAAGGCCAUGCGUCGCCUGUCGAUGACCUCACUAUUCGUCUGCUUCUGGUUGGCGGGGAGCGGUCAGUGUGACGCCAGCUUUCAGGACUCCAUGGGAGAGCUGCACACAGAGUUCGCCGUCAGACUCUACCGAACGCUCAAAGAGACGGAGAAUAACUCCAACCUGAUUGCGUCGCCGCUGAGCGUCUCGCUGUCCUUGGGACUUCUGCAGCUGGGCGCCCGCGGCAACACGCUGGCACAACUGGAGGCGGCGCUGGGAUAUGACGCCAACGACAUGCAGGUGCAGGACUUCCUGUUGCGGUCGCAGAGGGACGUGGGUAACUCCAGUCAAGGGGUGCGGCUCCAGCAGGCCUGCGCCCUAUUCAUCCAGACCGGCGUCCAGCUCCUUCCUGUUUUUACCCAGCAUGCAGCAGCCCUGAGCAACAGCAGUCUGGUCCGAGCCAACUUCAGUCAGCACAACCAAACCCGCAGCCAGCUGCAACAGUGGGGACGUAACCACGGCACCGGUGAGCCGCUCCAGUCCGGUGGCAGCGGGGAGCUGUUUGGGUCUGGCGAGGCCCAGGGAGAGACCUCGUUGUGGGCCAAGCGGCUGCAGAUGGCCCUGGUCAACACUGUAAACUUCCGGGGAGUGUGGCAGAAGCAGUUCCUCUUCACUGAUACCCAGAACCUUCCCUUCACCCUGUCGGACGGCAGCACCAUCAAGGUGCCCAUGAUGCACCAGGCCACAGAGGUCAACUUUGGGCAGUUCCGCACCUUGUCAGACCAGCGUUACACAGUCCUGGAACUGCCGUACCUGGGCCGCUCCCUCAGUCUGCUGGUGGCCCUGCCCAGUGACAGGAAGACACCUCUGUCCUCGCUGGAAUCCCAGAUAACACCCCGCGCUGUAGCCACUUGGGACACUGGCCUCCGCAGAACAAAGAUGGAUGUCUUCCUCCCCAGGUUUAAAAUGCAGAGUAGGUUCAACCUGAGGUUGGUUCUGCCGUCAAUGGGGGUCAGAGACGCCUUCAACCCAAUGGCAGCAGACUUCACCGGCAUCUCAGCAGAGGAAGGCCUGUAUGUGUCAGAUGCCUUUCAUGAGGCCAGGAUAGAGGUAACAGAGGACGGGACCAAGGCAGCGGCAGCAACCGCUAUGGUGCUACUCAAACGAUCCCGAGCUCCCGUCUUCAAAGCAGACAGACCUUUCUUCUUCCUCCUGCGACAAGUCAGCACAGGAUCUGUUCUAUUUAUGGGGCGUGUGAUGAAUCCAGCUGAACAGGCACCCUAGGACCUCCUCUACCACCCUAGGACCUCCUCAACCACCCUAGGACCUCCUCAACCACCCUAGGACCUCCUCAACCACCCUGGGACCCCCUCAACCACCCUGGGACCCCCUCCACCACCCUGGGACCCCCUCAACCACCCUAGGACCCCCUCCACCACCCUGGGACCCCCUCCACCACCCUAGGACCCCCUCAACCACCCUAGGACCCCCUCAACCACCCUAGGACCCGCUCCACCACCCUGGGACCUCCUCAACCACCCUGGGAUCCCCUCCACCACCCUAGGACCCCCUCCACCACCCUAUGACCCCCUCCACCACCCUAGGACCCCCUCCACCACCCUGGGAC
Messenger RNA from Oncorhynchus keta (chum salmon), 2020 nucleotides. RefSeq names its product probable serpin E3. Gene Ontology annotation, biological process: negative regulation of endopeptidase activity. NCBI's taxonomy places the organism in Eukaryota, Metazoa, Chordata, Actinopteri, Salmoniformes, Salmonidae. The coding region runs from base 421 to 1677 and encodes 418 amino acids. The transcript is spliced from 7 exons. Gene Ontology annotation, molecular function: serine-type endopeptidase inhibitor activity. The record is from RefSeq and is a predicted model, not a curated record.